This is a messenger RNA of Vicugna pacos (alpaca), 1037 nucleotides long. RefSeq names its product MPV17 mitochondrial inner membrane protein like (gene MPV17L). Gene Ontology annotation, cellular component: membrane; cytoplasm; mitochondrion. Lineage: Eukaryota; Metazoa; Chordata; Mammalia; Artiodactyla; Camelidae. The record is from RefSeq and is a predicted model, not a curated record. Gene Ontology annotation, biological process: mitochondrial ribosome assembly.
GUGGCCUUCCACGCAAACUUCAACUACGUGUGGCUGCGCCUGCUGGAGCGCGCGAUGCCGGGCCGCGCGCCGCGUGCGGUCCUGGCCAAGGUGCUGUGCGACCAGGCGCUCGGCGGGCCAGUGGCGAUCUCUGCCUUCUACGCUGGUAUGAGUAUUCUCCAGCGAAAGGAUGACAUAUUUUUGGACCUGAGACAGAAAUUCUGGAAUACAUAUAUGAGUGGUCUGAUGUACUGGCCUUUUGUACAGCUGGCCAACUUCAGCCUUGUUCCUGUUCACUGGAGAACAGCUUACACUGGACUCUGUGGUUUUCUGUGGGCCACCUUCCUCUGCUUCUCACAACAGGGUGGUGAUGGCACGUUGAAGUCAGCUUUCACUCUCCUUCGUAUAAAGGGGACACGCGAGGUUGAAAAGGCCCCACAGAAAUGACAAGUUGAGAACUCCCUGAAAGUGGCUAAUUUUUUAAAGGCAGUGGAUUGACUGCAGAUGAAAUACUUUGCUUACCACUUGUGUACUCCAUUUUGAAGAAUUACUAUUCUGUAGACUUGAUUGUUUCUUAACUAGUGAUGAUAACUUUCAAUUUUAUUCGCAUCUCCCUUUUUUCCCAUUCUAAUCUGAAAGGAUUACUUCUCUAAUACUUCGGCUACUAUCAAUAACAGUGGCAAAGUGGCAUUUUAUAAUCACUACUAUUUCUAGUCUAAUAUUUUGUUGCCAGUUGAUUUAAGGAACCCUCAUUUUGAUUGUAUACUUCUCUCCUCUGAAGUCUCAGGUUAUCUCCUAAACAUUUUUGGAUCAGAUUACCUUUUAUAACAAAAACAGUCCUUAUAGUAAAUUUCUGUUUACACAGAAUUCGAUCAGGAAGAUUGAAUCACCAGGUUUUCCCCUAAAAUACUGUAUAACUUACUGUUAUGCUGAUACUAAGGUUCUAUAAGUACAUUUUAUAUCAAAAAACAAAACAGUGUAUGAUCAUUGUGUUCUGUACAGAAUGUAAUUUGGCUGAUGUCUUCUACUUUUAUAGUUUUUAAGUAUUCUUUAAUGCU